CAGGAAUGAAUGGCGGAUCAUGAUCCGAAGGCGAAGGACGGUUUAGGUUUGAGAUCACGUUGAUGUACAAGUUGAGAGAGAGGUUUGAGCAGUGUAGAGUCAAAGUAAACAAGACUGUUUUCGACGCACGGACACAGACAAGGAGCCUCAACAAAAUCAAAAAAAGAAACCAGGGAGGCAUUAAUAUGUCGCGAAGCGUGAACUACAUCGGUGGAAUUUCGAGGCCGAGGAACCCUGCUGAGCGGCGAGUACCGUUGCAAGUCGUUCUUAUCGACGACAGCGACGAGGUCGCCAUCGCGAGGACGCUUCGGAAUCACGCGGCCCUCGCGCGCGCCUCGGUAGUGGAGGUCGGAACAUCGAAUUCUUUUGUACCUGCAGACGAGGGCGGCUCGGAGCUUACGCCCAGCCAGGUUACGUUCGAUCCACACGACAAGUUGGACGCCGUCCGGAAGUGGGUCGAGGCUUUUUUUUUGCCCGCGAUCGGACAUGCCUCAUGGAAGGUCCAGAAAGUCGGGGCUGGCACGCUGGGGAAGCGACUAACGGUACGCGUCAUUCUGGUACGACAUAAACAGGAGCAAGUUAUUUCGGACACCGAUCAAAAACAACGGGCGAUGAAAUCUUCGCCGGCGCAACCGAGCAAGACGAAUGUCACAACGGAACACGAAGUGCAAAAUACUACUUUGGCCCGAAAGACAACACCACAUCCAGGCGUGCCGCUGAGUGCAAGCGUCGAAUGCAUGAACAGAUCAGGCGAGCGAGGCGCAAGUGGAAGUGCAGCUUCGGGGCAACAACAUCAAGACGAGGCUGCCCCUUCAGACACAGAAAAAUCCAAGAUUGAACUGGCUAAAGACCAGCAGGGAGCACCAGUCCAAGCGGAGGUGUCAGCAGCUCCUUCAAAUGCGGAAGACCAAAGCGCAGAAAUUUCGAGCCCCGCGCUGCUGCAGCUGGUGGACAUGGGCGGAAACCAUUACUGCUUCAAGUUUCACGAUGGCAGAAUGGCGCCGCUGGUCGUACCAGCUGACAUGAAGAUCAGUGAGGCGAAGGACGCGUUGCACAGGCGCUGCUUUCCCGACCAGAACCGGCCCCUUCUGCAGAACUUGCACACCACGAGCUGCGAAAUUUCGAGUGAGCGGUCGCUCGCGGUGGAGGAUGAUGAUCCGAUGGAGAUUUGCGAACCUCAGCAUAGUCGUGUGGGAACCGUGCGAACGAGCCCAGUGAAACGACCACCAUGCGAGCAGGAUGGCAGUCGUGUUGAAAGCGAAGGCGACGGCACGCCGGGGGGAGCCUCUGCUGCUGCGCCUCCGGUCGAGAAGCCAGUGGAGGAAGCUGUUGAGGAGGACCCGGAAGACGCUCCAGUCGGAGACAUAUGUCCCAGUGGCGGAACAGAAAUCGCCUUGCUCUUUCCCUGUGAUGACGAAGAUGAAGAAGAGAAACCUCCCUCAUAGUGAGCACUGUGGGCUCUUUGGCUCGUCGCGCUCUAUUUUAAUGAGUGCUUCCUUUUUACUAUGUACUUGAAUAUGC
This is a messenger RNA of Amoebophrya sp. A120, 1521 nucleotides long. The record is from the annotation of a GenBank genome assembly. Lineage: Eukaryota; Dinophyceae; Syndiniales; Amoebophryaceae.